AUGUCAAAACCAGUACACAGCAAAAAUGAAAUACUGAGGUCCAACACUGGUUUGACCAUCAAUCCAUCCAAAGUCUAUUCACGCUCAGAAACAAGAGAUAAACUGACAGGACUUACUAUAAUUCAAGGAGGACUUUUCAGGCAAAGUCAAGCAAUCAAGAACAGGUUUCCAUCCAGAGCCACAGGUACACCAAGACUCGAUGAGCAUAUGCUCAUUGUCUUUUGUAUGCUUCUAGUGUCUUCCGUCCAGGUCAAGCAUCAGAGAUCUGAUCAGAGUCCACGGUUAUCAGUAUCCAUUCCAUCCAGGUCAAGCUUCAAGGUUCACGUCAAGGUCCAUGGUUUUCAGAUCAAGGUCCACGGUUUCAGUAUCCAUUCCAUCCAGGUCAAGCUUCAAGGUUCAGGUCAAGGUCAACGGGUUCAGGUCGAGGUCGACGGUUUUCAGUAUCCAUUCCAUCCAGGUCAAGCUUCAAGGUUCAGGUCAAGGUCCACGGUUAUCAGUAUCCAUUUCAUCCAGGUCAAGCAUCAAGGAUCCGAUCAGAGUCCACAGUUAUCAGUAUCCAUUCCAUCCAGGUCAAGCUUCAAGGUUCAGGUCAAGGUCAACUGGUCUAGGUCAAGGUCCACAGUUUUCAGUAUCCAAUCCAUCCAGGAAAAGCAUCAAUGUUCCAAUCUCUCAGCUAUGGUCAUAGCCAUCUGUGUCAAGCAUCAAGGACCCGAUCGCCCGUCCAUGUGUUCAGUCAUCCGGAUGAAGCGUCAAGGACCCAAUCGCACGUCCAUGCCUCCAGCCAUUCAGAUCAAGCGUCAAGGACCUGAUCACCCCUCCAUGGUCAUAAGUAUAGAACAACAUUAUGGGCAUAUACUCACUAGCUGUAAUAUACUUCUUGUGUUCAGUCGUCCAGAUUUAAUAUAUCUCCAGUCUCCAGCUAUCCGGAUCAAGCAUCAAGAUUCCAAUCUCCCCGCCAUGGGUAUAGAUUUAAUAUAUCUCCAGUCUCCAGCUAUCCAGUCUCCAGCCAUCCAGGUCGAGCUUCAAGGUGCUUAUCUCCCAUUAUAUGGUUAUAGGCCAAACAGCAAGGAUCAAAACUCAAAUUUGGGCUACAGUGUGUUUACGAUCUGGCUACACAAUGAAAAUUUUGUUUUCCUUCCAGUGCGACAGGUAUAUACAUCUAGUUCGGCCUUUAGUUACUGUUGGCUUUAUCUCUCUACUGGCUUCACAGUCCAAGCCAGCCAUCAUGGAUCCUAUAUCCGUCCAGUGUUACAGUCAAGGCCAACGACCAAUCAUCUGGUAUCCGCCAAGAAUUACAGAUAUAAAAAUGCUAUUGGGCCGUUACUUAUAAUUGUUUUUGUUUCUCUAGUGUCCUUGCAGUCAAGGGCCGAAGAACUAGGACUUGAUAUUCAUCCAGACUUGCAGAUAUAUAUUUUUCGUUGGGCCGUUGAUUAUUGGCUUUUUUUAUCCGUCUAUUGUUUUUACUGUCAAGGGCAACCAUCAAGGAUUCGAUCUCCAUCCAGUAUGACAGUGUUUUCACCGCCCAGGUCGAAGAACAAGGAUUUCUUCUUCAUCCACGGUUACAGCCAAGGCCAAUCGAUCCAGGUUUACUAUCCUCUAGGUCAAACUGAAUUACCAAAGUUUUACUAUCUACCUAGUGCCCGAGCCGAAGCCAACGAUCAAAGCUUUGAUAUUCUUUUGGGCUCACAGCAAGCGUUCAAUGCUCAGCUCUACAUCAAAGGUCGCAGGUAUACAAGAAUCUUUAAGCAAUUUACUAAAAAUUAGAUUUUCCUAGCGUUUACAUAGUCAAGACAAAAUGAUCAUGUUCUUUCUAUCCAUUCAAGAUUCUAGGUACACACGCACAUUUUAGCAUUUAUUCUUCACUGGUUGAAUCUUUUUAAUCUUUGACAGUCCAUGCCGAGAAUCAAGGUUGUGCUUCAAAAAAUAGGGUUAAGGUAUACAUGCCUUUUUAAGCAUUUAUUUACUACUAGUUGCUUUAUUCAGACUUUAUACAGUCGAGACCAAAGAUCAAGAGCCUGAUUUCCGCAUAGAUUUACAGGGAUACAAGUGGCUUUCUUUACUCAUUAACAUAUUGAUAGCUGUUUGAAGCAGUCUUUUUACAGUUCAAUUCAACAGUCAAGGUUCAAAUCCCCAUCAAAAAUCAUUGAUAUACUGCCACUUUU
Molecule: messenger RNA, 2162 nt
Organism: Phycomyces blakesleeanus NRRL 1555(-)
Lineage: Eukaryota; Fungi; Mucoromycota; Mucoromycetes; Mucorales; Phycomycetaceae
Exons: 23
Coding region: 1-1764 (587 amino acids)
Source: RefSeq, a predicted model, not a curated record